This is a messenger RNA of Fusarium sp. VM40, 753 nucleotides long. NCBI's taxonomy places the organism in Eukaryota, Fungi, Ascomycota, Sordariomycetes, Hypocreales, Nectriaceae. The record is from the annotation of a GenBank genome assembly.
AUGUGUCGCCUCGUCGAACUUGAGUAUGCCUGUUCCACCGACGAGACUCCCCAUCGUCUACGCACCGAGGCAGUUUUCCAAUGCAACGACCCUUUUGGUUGUCUGGCAGAGGAGAUUGUAUUGCGCAAACCUGGAUCAGAGGCUGACCUUGCCGCAGCAAAAACCCAAGAGAAGGAAUUUACUAUCAUGAAAAUCGGCGGUGAUUGCAACGAGUGCGCCGAGAGAAAGACCAAUAUCUUGGCAAAUGAGGAGCGAAUUUUCCAGGAGAUGAAGGGGGAGAUACAAGAGAUAGAGAAACAGUUGGAACGUCCUUGUCGCAAGACUCUGCGACGAUCUAAGCGUAUGUGUCGGUCCGAGGAAAGCAUUUCACUGUACAAGUUACGCGAGCCUAGGGCUACAUACAAGCCAGAAGCCACCUGUUCUUCAGGAUCUUGCACAAGACCUGUCCAUGUCGCUCACGAUGGUCGUCAAGGUAUGUUUUGUGAGAAGCACACGUGCUCUGCUGUCAACUUGGGUUGUCUUCUGGAUGUGUCUACCCCUCGAAACAGUUCUCAAUACUCCAUCUACUGCCCUUUGCAUGCUUGCAGCAGACUUGGCUGUGGCUUGAAGAUUGCAGACCAGGAUACUGUCUUCUGCAAGAGGCACGACUGGCAGUUCGAGGUUGCCACAUGUACUCAGUGGUAUGCACGACAGGGUGGUGGGUAUGGCCAGGCACCGUUUGGUAUUUUGGACUCUCACAUGCACAGAGUUUAG